Molecule: messenger RNA, 3648 nt
Organism: Cyprinus carpio (common carp)
Lineage: Eukaryota; Metazoa; Chordata; Actinopteri; Cypriniformes; Cyprinidae
Gene: cdh15
Product: cadherin 15, type 1, M-cadherin (myotubule)
Biological process (GO): cell morphogenesis; adherens junction organization; cell-cell junction assembly
Cellular component (GO): catenin complex; adherens junction; plasma membrane
Molecular function (GO): calcium ion binding; cadherin binding
Source: RefSeq, a predicted model, not a curated record
CUGCACACAUGUGCUGUCACUCAACCAGACUGAGAGACGAGGAACAAGAGCUUCUAGUAGCCUGGAGACGCCCGUGUCCCUGCCUCAUUGCAAAUUUAGCUUGGACACUGCUGUCCAAGUCUCCAGUGUUGUAUCAUUUGGCAGUGGUUCAUUGUGAGCAGUAAGGAUCAGAAGCCAGAUGAUGAAGGCUGUGGCGGUCCUGGGUGCACUGCUGGCUGUUGCGUGUCAGGUCAGCAGCAGCAGUCGGGUAACACAGAGCGAUCUGAAGCCAGCUGCGCUGUACCCAUGGAGACACAGGAGUGCAGGUCCACAGGUCAGGGUCAAGAGAGACUGGAUCAUUCCACCAAUCAGAGUAUCAGAAAACAGCAAACAGGUCCCUGAAGAUCUGGUCCAGAUCAAAUCAGACAAGAUUUUCACCGGGGAGGUGAUAUACAUGCUGGAGGGACCCGGGGUUGACCAGGACCCCAAAGGCCUCUUUGAAAUUGAUGAAAAAACAGGAUGGAUCAAGAGCAAAAUGCCACUAGACAGGGAAAAACACAAGAGCUUUAAGCUCAAAGCUUUUGCACUUUCCCCAAGUGGAGAGAGACUGGAAAGUCCCACCACGAUUGAAAUCUACGUUUUGGAUCAGAAUGACCACAGGCCUGAAUUUACCCAGAAGGAGUUUGUUGGCACUAUCCCAGAAUUCUCUGUUCCAGGAACUUCAGUAAUGCAGGUUACAGCGAUAGAUUCUGAUGAUCCAAUGACAGAAAACGCAGCUCUGAGCUACUUCAUUGUUGGACAAGAGAGUAUCCCUCCUCACAGCAUCAAUAAGACCAUGUUUGGCAUUAACAACAAAACUGGAGUCAUCUACACUCGGGAUGUGGGACUAGACAGAGAUGUGGUGCAGUCCUUCAAGCUGACUCUGCAGGUGGCUGACAUGUCUGGAAUGGGCCUAACCUCCACCGGUCGUGCCAUCAUUCACAUCUCUGACAUCAAUAACCAUGCUCCGAAAUUCCAUCCUACCAUGUACAACAUGAAUGCAAUGGAGAACAAGAACAUUGCGGAAUUGGGCAGGGUCAAUGCGACAGAUAAGGACCAGAAAGGUGGAGAUAACUGGAAGAUUAAGUACACCAUUGUAAAUCCUUCAGGGCACUUUGCUAUCCGCACAGACCCAGUUUCCAACCAAGGCAUCAUUUCUGUGGCUAAGCCACUAGACUAUGAAUCCCAGGCAGAGUACCGGCUCAUUGUCAAAGCAGAGAAUGAAGUCAGGCUUAAAUCCCCAUACAAACAAAUACACAGUGCUACAGUCACCGUCAGAGUGAUGAAUGAGAACGAGGCUCCAGUCUUCUAUAAAAAUCCUAUUAAAGUGACUGUUGCAGAGUCCAUUGUUCCCGGUACUGUCCUGGUCUCAGAUAUUGCUCACGAUCCAGAUAAUUCCAAGCUAAGGUUUGAAAUCAUUCAGGAUCCUGAGAGUUGGCUUGCUAUUAACCAUGCAACUGGACAAAUCACAGCCAGGAGAUCCUUCAACAUCCGGUCUCCCCAUGUCAGAAACAACAUUUACUCUGCUAUUGUGAAAGUCAUAGAUCAGGAUGCUGAUGGUAUCUCUGCAACAGCUACAUUGGAGGUCAAUCUGUGGGAGACCAAUGAUUACCCACCAGUGCUCAUACCCUUGAGUGGGACAGUGUGCAGUGAUCAGGACAGAGAUAAACUGGGCCUUCUGCUUAGUGCUGUGGAUGAGGACAUGUCCCCUCAAGCUGACCCCUUCACUUUUUACAUUGCUGAUCAAAACGUGGCUGCCAACUGGACCAUCAUAACUCUUAAUGAGACCCAUGCGGUUCUCCAUCCACUGAUAGACAUAGAGAAAGGGGAAUUCUCUAUUCCUGUGGUCGUAUCAGACUCUGGCUCUCCUUCCCUUUCCUCUAAUGCUCUGGUCAACGUGACUGUAUGUUCCUGUGACAGUUUCGGUGACUGCAAGAGCUACACUGCAGCCGUCUUUGGAACCAAAAUGGGAAUAAGCUUCAUUGCCCUUAUGAUUAUUAUGGGAUGCAUUGCUCUUCUGUUGUUUCUGAUUGUUCUUGCUGUGGCGGUGAAUGGCUGCACAAGGCAGAACAUUAGAAAAGGAGGAGGUCUGCUGGUUGGAGUGUCUGAUGAUGACAUCAGAGACAAUGUCUUUCACUAUGAUGAGCAGGGAGGAGGAGAAGAGGAUGAAGAUGCAUUUAAUAUUGAUUUUCUGAGGAACCCAAGAGACAUGGUCCCUGCCCCAGCCUCAUUUUUCCCACAAAACUGCAGCCUGCCCAGAGGAAAACAACCUCUAAGAAAAGAUGCACCCCAUAACCUACCUUCUCCUACAUAUCCACGCAAACCUCCCGGAGACCCAACAGACAUAGAAGAUUUCAUCAAUGUUGGGCUUGACGCUGCUGACAAUGACCCUAACGUCCCACCAUAUGAUACAGCUCUGAUCUAUGACUAUGAGGGCGAUGGGUCGGUAGCAGGCAGCCUUAGCUCUAUCGCUUCCAUGGGCUCAGACGAUGACCAGGACUAUGACUACCUCAAUGACUGGGGACCAAGGUUUAAAAAACUGGCUAACAUGUACGACCCACGCUAGGCAGCAGACUGAAAUGUCCCAUCUUCAAUAUGAGAGAGUGGUCAUGAUGUAAGGACGAGGGGGCGGAGUACAUUGUUGAUAUUGUAGAUAAAUGGGGGUCUCUAUCUAUUCUCCAGUGAUCAGUGUAAAGGUCAUCAUUGUCAAAAAGAGACUGCACACACUGUCUUUUUCCUUUCCUUCAUGGGUCAGUGAACUAUUUCAACAUGCUGAUGUGAUGUGCUUACUGUGGGCAAGAGUGUAAAUGGCUCACAUUGUGAAAGCACCAACUGGAGGGAGGAACCAUGUUAGUGCAUACUGAUUACACAUGGUGCAAAAAGAGAUGCCUUGUUCAUAAACCAUGCGUCAUGUUCUUGAGAGAUUAUUUUAGCUGAUGACCAAUACAGAGGUAUGCUAAGCAUGUGAGGUACACAGAAGGAAUAAUUCACCCAAAAAAGAAAUUGAUAUUCAUAAAUUGUCAUUUACUUAUAAUCAAAAUUCUAAACCCAUAUGACUUUCUUUCAUAUAUCGAACACAGAAGGAUGUUUUAUAUGUUGGUAAGCUUCAGAGCUGCUCUUUUCUAUGUAUAUAAAAAGAUAUUGUCAAAUAUGGUGCAUCAAGUUACAUAGUGCCAAAUUUGAAUAGUAGUAACACCAAAGGACACUGGUUUUAGUGUAUAAAGAUGAGAGUGAAAGCACCAAUGAGAAAUAUUCAAUUGUAUGCAAUCAAAAAAAAAAAAAAACACUCAAUGGUAGGUAUAUAUCCCUCAUGUUUUCCACCCAUGGAAACCUUUAGUUGUACGGAAAACAGCAGCUCCCAAAUUAUAUAUUCUUGUGUAUGCAUUAAUUGUUCAAUAUCUACUUUUAAGACAGAUCGACUGAUAAAAUGAUUUAUUCCUUUUAUACAUUGUUAGUAUCUUGUGUAAUAAUUGUGCUUGUAAUACUAUUUUUGCUUGCCUGCAGUUAAUGUCAGUAAGAAAAACAAAGACAUUUAAAGAUAAUUAAUAUUAGGAAUAAUUAUCAUUUUCAUAUGCAGCAUAUUAACAGUUUGCCAAAUGAAUGAUGCCUUAAAUGUAUUUUUUUUCGUUC